Molecule: messenger RNA, 2478 nt
Organism: Gymnogyps californianus (California condor)
Lineage: Eukaryota; Metazoa; Chordata; Aves; Accipitriformes; Cathartidae
Gene: EFHC2
Product: EF-hand domain containing 2
Exons: 15
Coding region: 18-2258 (746 amino acids)
Biological process (GO): regulation of neuron projection development
Cellular component (GO): microtubule
Source: RefSeq, a predicted model, not a curated record
GGCGGGCCGGGGCAGCUAUGGCGCUGCCGCUCCUGCCCGGGGCCUCCCGCCACCGGAACAUAGGGAAAGAAAAGUUCCACAAGUCACAGCACUGGGGUUACUGCAAUAAUGUUGCUAUGCUGGUUGGAGAAGAUAAACCUGGAAUAGGAGGUGAACCGUUACCUGGUCAGAAGCUGAAACCUAAAUACAGUGUGUUUCCUGAAGGGAUGGGAAGUGAUGCUCCUGCUUGGGUAGCAUUUGACAAGCAGGUAUUGUCUUUUGAUGCCUAUUUUGAGGAGGAAGUGCCUGACAAAAAUCAAGAGCUGUAUAGAAUCAGACAUUGUAAAAUAUACUUCUACCUUGAAGAUGAUACAAUUCAAGUGAUUGAACCCCAAGUGAAAAAUAGUGGCAUAACUCAAGGAACUAUUGUUCAACGGCAUCGAAUUCCACUUCCACCUCCUCAUGAAGAUCAGUUCUAUACUAUAGAUCAUUUCAAUAUCAACAUAGAAGUAAUCCUUUAUGCCCGAAAAUAUAAGAUUAUAGAUUGUGACCAGUUUACAAAAAAUUUCCUGAGGAAGAUGGGAGUUAGAUUAAAUCCUCCCACAGGUCGUCCAGAUGACCCGUACACCAAAGAGCGGCAAAAGAUUCUGGAUAGCAUGAAGCCAUUGCGCCCUUAUGAGCGCAUUGACACUUUGAAACAAUUUCUGGAGCAUGAUGGACAUGUUUUACGUUUUUUCUGUGUGUGGGAUGACCCAGAAUCCAUGUUUCAUGACCCACGGGAACUUGUUCUGCACUAUUAUUUGUCUGAUGAUACUAUUGAUAUAAAAGAAAUUAUACCAGUAAACUCAGGCCGGGAUGCCGUUCCACUUUUCCUCAGAAGAGAUAAGCUUCCAAAGUAUGCUCCCACCGGGCUGUAUCAGCUGGGCACGAUCACCAGUCGCACUGUUCUCAAUGUGUUUGGAAAGUUAGUAGGAAACAGAGGCCGUUACAUUCUGGACAAUCGUAAGACAGGAGCAGUGCAUCAGGAAUUUUACAGAGACAGUGACCUGAAAAUAGGAGCCGUAAUUAAUGUUUGGGGAAGGAAGAUAAUACUCUGUGAUUGUGAUGAAUUCACUAAAGAAUAUUACAGGACAAAGUACGGAAUCGAGGAUUUCACCCCAGUUCCAUAUAAGGCUCUACCACCUCCAAAACCAGAAAAAACGUUUCCUCCUUAUACUGGAUUUGGUUCCGAAGAGGAUUCUCUGUGCUCCUGUAUGGGUCUGCUUCCCAAGCCUCCCCAAAAAGAUUUCAAGAAAUUCAUGGAGAAAGACAGAAGUGGCAUGGAAAGUAACAUACUGCGUUUUCUUGCAAAACUCGUCACAGAUAGUCCUAUUGACAAAGAUCGGAAAUUCAUUAUUUCCUACUUCCUGAGUGAUGAUACCAUUUCAGUUUUUGAACAUAUGCAGCAAAACACAGGGAUACUUGGUGGGAAGUUCUUGGAAAGAGGUCGCAUUAAGAAGCCUGGGCAGGAGCUCUUUAAGAGUGAGCCAUCUGAAUACUUCAAAGCUCAGAAUCUGUUUGUUGGAGCCAGAGUUUGUUUCCAUGGUCACAACUUUCUUUUGGUGGAUGCUGAUGAGUACACGUUCAACUACAUGGAGAAGCAUGCAAAUGAGUUCUCCAUGGCUGAUAUUGGUGUCAUCCUCAAGAAACUGAAAGACGUAUCCAAACCUCAUUCCCGAGAAAUCAGACAGAUGUUUGCAGCCACUGACCCUGAGCAUACCAAGGUGAUUGAGUAUGACCCUUUCAGAAAUUUGAUAGUCAGUAUCACUGAUGGAGCGUUUUCAGAACAUGAAAUUAUGACUCUCGGGCGCUAUUACAGUGUGAGAGAUGAAUAUGAAAUGGACCUCCACUUCCUCCUUGCAGUGGCUCAAGAACAGCUUAAGAAAAAUAGCUUUGAGAAUUUUGAACAACUGUCUGCGGUGCUUACGUACAACGACCGUGAAAAAUGUGGAGUGCUGCCUCAUGAGAUGUGCAGGACUAUUUGCAAGUCCUUUAAGUUGCCACUGGCUGAUGCUGAUCUGCAAGCUUUACUGACCAUGUUUGAAGAUGACCAUAAGCAAGUGAAAUAUAAAAAGUUCGUGGAUGGGCUGAACUGGAGAGAAAAUCAAGUCCCUGCUUUCCAGACGAUAAAGUUUCCUCUCAAGAAUGAAGAUGACUGGAGCGGACAACCACCAUCCUUUCCUGUGAAAGCAGUCAAAUACUUACCUCUUCUGGAUGAUCUGUUUGGCAAGGAAGAAUAAUCUGAUCUGUGCAAGGCACUGCUUUUGGAUUAGUGCUUCAGCUCCAAAGCUUACUUAGACAGAUACUGAAAACAUUCCUUGUAAAACAAAAAAAUCAGAUAUAGGUUUUAUUGCAUUUAAUUUCUUAUUCCAACAUAGAUGUAUACUUUGUGUGUUUUUGUAACUCCUUUUAAAUCAACAGUACUCUUUCAUACUUAUAUAAGCAUAAUUAAAACUGUAU